GUCUGUGCUUACACACUGCGUCGGGUGACGUGGUGACGCUACCGUAACGGUUGGAGUGCGGCUCAGAGCGAGGAAGCGAGCGCGCUCUAUUUCCGCUGCAGCAGCGCGAGACGGGCACGUCAAAAAGAAUAGAACAGAGGCGAGAGAGAGAGAGAGAGAGAGGGAUCAUGUGGACGGUUCGGACGAACUGAGGCCUGUGACGGACCGCCCGAUGACGAACACCGUGUUCUGUGAGCUCGGUCACCAGGCAGCUGUUGACUUUUAAACUUCACGUAAGAAAAUACUUGAGUUUUAAGGGUCGUUUCGAGGUUAACUCGACAACCCCCCCCCUCCACCCGGCCCCCCUUGUGCUUUGAGGAAGCAGCUAGGCUAGCCAGCUGAGUUAGCCCCGUUAGCUCGUCAGAGAUGGGAGCCAGAGCGAGUCGUCUGCAAGAAGAGCCGGUUGCCUCGCCUUACGGCAAAGAUGGCCCGAAGCGGGACUCCUACCGGCGGCCCCGCUGCGCAAGGCCCACCAGCCUCAUGGUCGAAUUCUCGGCGAGCUUCGAGGACGCGGAGGCCAACCGGAGCCGAUCGGAGGAGGGCAGCGACUCGGACCCCGGGCAGCAGGGGGCCAGCGCCGACGACGGGAGCCCCGGCGACCCUCGGAGCAUCCCCUCCAGCAUCGGACCCGCGUCCCCCGCCGACGACAACUGCAGCGAGGGGAAACCCGAGGAGGACGGAGAAGAGGCAAUCAGCCCGGAGGCCCCCCCGGCAGCUGCGGCUGCGGCAGCGGAGCAGGAGCAUCCCGCCGGGGAGGAGACAGGCCGCACGCCCCACCGCACUUUUUCCGAGCGGCUGCCCGGGAAUCGGCACUCCUCCGCCCGCAGCGUGGGGGCAAGAUCCGCCCGGGUCCGCAACACACACCAGCGGCCGGUGUCCGAGGCUUGGAUCGGCCUGUACCGUGUUAACAACCGACAUGGCAAUAUCCGCUGUCCUUUCUGCUCCAAGCCCUUCCCGGGGGGCCGGAUCGAGGACCACCUGUUGAGCUGCCUCACGUCUCCGCCGCUGCCGUACAACACGGACGUGCUCAGUAAGGACAGCGGAGAGUGCUCCAUCUGUUUGGAGGAUCUGGCACAGGGGGAGACCAUCGCCAGGCUGGCUUGCCUCUGCGUCUACCACAAGAGCUGCAUCGAUUCCUGGUGCAAAGUGAAGCCCUGCUGCCCCGAGCAUCCCUUUGACUGACGGGUCACACGUAUUCUGCACAGCAACCAACCCAAACUCAGGAGACUACACUGAAUCCCAAUAAAUUCCCAAUAAAAAUGUGUAAUUGAACAAAGAGAAGCCCACUUUCCUCCUCAGACAGACCUUUAUCUUUGAGGGGGGGGGGGGGGGGGGCACAUACGAUCCAAAGAUGAAGCUCCAGUUGGCAACGCUCCCCCUGUUGGAUUGGUCCAUUUUGACCAUUUCACAACGGACUACCACAAAAACAGCUGCUCCGUCUCCAUCUAAUCUCUGGAACACGAGUGGAGAAGCUUUCCUUCUUAUGUGUCGGAUAUAUAAUAUAAUAUAAUAUAUAUAUAUUAUAUUAUAUCUCCAUUUUCCCAAUGCAUUUUCAUCCCAGAAAGCUCUUGGACCUGGAGAGGAAGACCAAAAAAGGUUAAUUGUGACUCCGCCUCCCCUCCUGUGUACUCGGUCUCCUUCCAACCGGCUUUCGGUCGUUUUAUCAAGUCUUUUGCAGAACGACUAUUGUUCCUCGUCGUCCAUCGGAUGAAUGUUUUCCUUCCUCGGCGAUCCCCAAAAUGAACCGUAACGCCGUUGCUUUGUUUUGAACCAGCUGGAGGUCGAGGACUUUCUUUUUGGUGAACGUGGGGGGCCUUUUAUUUUUCAAUAUAUAUCACCGGUUAACAUUUCAGGGGGAGUUUGGGGGGGGGGGAUAAUUGUUUUCAGUUUCACGUGGUCAGUUGGCGCUGAGUUUAAUGUGCUGCUACGUGCCGAGUGUGUCGUUGGUAUUUCAGAGCGAUGGCAGCGCUGCCGGUUUCACCCAUUUCAGCACUUUUGCCCCUUUUUUGUGCAGAUUUUUUAAAUUUUUAUUUAAUAUUUUUUUUCCUACAUAAGGUUGUAUGUGUGCUAGUUGUCAAACUGUGUGUGUGUGCGCUGUAAUAAUUGCCUGGUCUGGCGGGUCAGUUUUAAUUCGUAAAGCUAGUUUUUAACGGCACGUGGCAGCGGCACGCGUCGCCGUGGCAGCGGCUCGCGUCGCCGUGGCAGCGGCUCACACGGCCCCCUUCCUUCCUACCCUUUUUGUUGCUAUGUUUCGGACCUUCUCCUCCCUCGUUCUCAAACGCCCUGGGGUGGGGGUGGGGGUGGGGAUGGGAGGGGGGACUUUUGGGCUGGAUCCCCAGCGAUAGUUUUGCCAUCUGCUUUCAGUGGUGGCAGAUUGUGGAGGGAUGUACUUUUGGGGCAUGUUUGUGGCAUGUGGCAUCUGCUUCUCUCCCCAAACACUGGAGGCGACGGACAGCUGAUGAUGAAUUAUUACAAAACCAGCCCCCCCCUUUCCCCCUUCUUUACAAAUGAGUUGAUAGGAUUUUUUAAAUAUUUAAUCAUUGCUAAAUCUGUUCAAUAGCUUUUCCAGCCUGGUGACUGGGUUCUUGUGCAAGCAGGUAUUUGUUUUUAUUUUUUUAGGGCUGAUGCUCUCGGUCUAGUUUGUUCGCCCCCCCCCCUCCCUGGUCCCUGGUGUUCUGCACCCUGAGGUGCUAUGACUCUUCUGGCCACUAGAGGGCAGACCUGUGCACGAUUUGUUGUGAUGGAUGCGUAAAGAAAACUAAUGCCAAAAGUCUGUGUGUGUGAGUUUGGGAGCAUAAUGUGAGAGAGUGGAGUUCAUUAGAGGUUACAUUUGUUGUGGUGUAAAGUUAUGAUGUUGCAUACUUUGGCUGGGAGGGGUGUGUGUGCGGG
Pungitius pungitius (ninespine stickleback) is the source of this 2928-nucleotide messenger RNA. RefSeq lists its product as uncharacterized. Gene Ontology annotation, biological process: protein K48-linked ubiquitination; proteasome-mediated ubiquitin-dependent protein catabolic process. The record is from RefSeq and is a predicted model, not a curated record. Gene Ontology annotation, molecular function: ubiquitin protein ligase activity. Gene Ontology annotation, cellular component: membrane; cytoplasm; intracellular membrane-bounded organelle. Lineage: Eukaryota; Metazoa; Chordata; Actinopteri; Perciformes; Gasterosteidae. The transcript is spliced from 5 exons. The coding region runs from base 406 to 1221 and encodes 271 amino acids.